UCUUUCACCGAGUGUAUGGCAUGGGCGUGGCGCGGUGUGACAACUAAAUUGACAGUUUUCAAAAUUGAAGAUGUUCGUGAAAAGUUAAAGUUGAAGUUUGAGAGAAGGUUGGCGACUGUGUGCUGUGAGCGGAGGCGUGGUGAUUCUGUGCUGAAGCCGAGUGGAGGUCAGCCGGCGGCAGCGGUGAGCUCGGAGAGCGGAGAGCGCCGCCAUGUCGCCGUGAGCCGGGCGUCGGGAGCCCGCGACCGUGCCCAGCAUUGUCCGCUGAUGUCGAUGUGCAGCCUGGCAGCCAUGGCACGCGGCUGUCGUCCCACUGGCCCCGCCGCCAAGCCCUGCUGUCUCUGCUGGUGCUGUUGCUGUUCUUGCUCCUGGUCUAAAUGGUUGGCGGCGCGCGGGGCAGAGGGUAGUGGGGGCACGGGGCCGGGGGGAAUCGGUGGCCCCGGCAGGAAGCCGCGUGAUUCUGGACUCGGCGAGCCACUACUGCAGGACGGAGACGCGCCACCGACUUUGGAGGAGAUCCAGGGCUGGGGUCAGUCAUUCGACCGCUUGAUGCGCAGCGCUGCGGGCCGCAAGGUGUUCCGUGACUUUCUGCGCGGCGAGUACUCGGAGGAGAAUAUAAUGUUCUGGCUGGCGUGCGAGGAGCUGAAGCGAGAGACGGACCCCGACGCCGUGGAAGAGAAAGCCCGCUUUAUCUACGAGGACUACAUCUCUAUCCUGUCACCCAAGGAGGUGUCGUUAGACUCCCGUGUGCGCGAAACCGUCAACCGUAACAUGCUGGAGCCCACUCCGCACACCUUUGACGAGGCCCAGUUGCAGAUCUACACGCUGAUGCACCGCGACUCGUACCCACGCUUCGUCAACUCGCCGCUGUACAAGACGCUGGCGCGAAUCUCGGCCCCUUCCCCUGUGGCCGCGCCCGUCGCGCUUCAGACCAAGUGACGGCGGCCUCGCCUCGUGGCAGUCGAUCACUAAUGAACUGUACAAAUCGAUUUUGUGUAAAUAGUGUGUAUGUGGCAGUCACGGGUACUAAUCUGUACAUAAGUAGGUUAAAAUGAAAACGGGAUCGUCUCGCGUGGCAGCCGAGCGCCGAUAGCCGCCGCCCACGCGAUCGCACCAUCCCCUCAUCUCCCCGAUAUCCCGUUGUCGUAUUGUAUGUACCUAGCUGUUGAAAGCAAUAAAGGUGGACCAAUAUUGUUUGCCUGAGAGUCAACGAAGAAAUCUGUUCUUGUAUUUCGAUGUUCUGUUUAUUUGUAUGAAACAGUAAAGUUAAUUUAGGUAUGGAAACAUCUGCCUUCAUUGUGAUUGUAUUAAUGAAAUUAAAUUUCUUAAUGUUAAAUUGAAAUCUUUACUCGGUACGUUUACCUAUUGUAUUAUAAUGAUAAUGUAUUCACACUUAUUAUAUUUUACAGUAAACUUAUUUUAAAACAAUGUAAAUUCAUUUUAAAAUCUCAAAUUCCA
Messenger RNA from Leptidea sinapis, 1458 nucleotides. It is a transcript of the gene Dhit, whose product is annotated as regulator of G-protein signaling 19. The record is from RefSeq and is a predicted model, not a curated record. The coding region runs from base 16 to 939 and encodes 307 amino acids. Lineage: Eukaryota; Metazoa; Arthropoda; Insecta; Lepidoptera; Pieridae. The transcript is spliced from 8 exons.